Cavia porcellus (domestic guinea pig) is the source of this 2137-nucleotide messenger RNA. It is a transcript of the gene Stbd1, whose product is annotated as starch binding domain 1. Gene Ontology annotation, molecular function: starch binding. The record is from RefSeq and is a predicted model, not a curated record. The transcript is spliced from 2 exons. Gene Ontology annotation, cellular component: membrane. Bases 140 to 985 code for a protein of 281 amino acids. NCBI's taxonomy places the organism in Eukaryota, Metazoa, Chordata, Mammalia, Rodentia, Caviidae.
CCCGCACCCGGGCUGCCGCGGCCGGCCGGAGAGCGGGGAGCGGAGGCGCGGGAAGAGGAGCGGGGCCUCCGCCGGCCGGGCGAUACCCUGGUCCUGACCCGACCGGGGCGGCGGCGCGCGGGGUGGGUGUGUCCGCGCCAUGGGCGCCGUCUGGUCCGCCCUGCUGGUCGGCGGGGGGCUGGCGGGGGCGCUGCUCGUGUGGCUGCUGCGGGGCGGCCCCGGCGACGCGGGCAAGGACGCCUCUCCCCGGGAGGCCGCGGACGCUAGAGGCUCAGAGCAUCUUCAAGAAAGCAAUGGACAUUUGAUUUCUGAGACCAAAGUGAAUGAAGCUUCAGAAAAUGAAAGCCUUGAGUCUCAUGUGGGAGAAAAGAAAUUCCAAAAAGGACAAGAGACCCCUGCUAAAGCAGCCACAUGUUUUGCAGAUAAGCUGCCAUUUAAUAGCCCACCCGUGGACAGAGCUAAGAAAGGGAACCAGACACAGCUGGAUACUCAGGACCCAGCUGGCCAGGAGGACUGGGAAAUGGUGUCUAGGCACUCAUCUUGGGGAGAUGUGGGUUUGGGUGGCAACCUGGAGGUUUCUGGGGUAAACCUAAGCCCGGAAAUGCAUGACAACAGGAGCAGCCUUGUGGCAGCAAGAGACUGGGAAGUGGACGGGAAAAGAAAAAGUGCAGCCCAAGUGUCUUCAGAGUCUAAGCAAGUUAGCGUCAGGUUCCAGGUUCACUACCUCACGAGCACAGACGUGCAGUUCAUUGCAGUAACUGGAGACCACGAGCGUCUUGGCAGGUGGGACACUUACAUCCCACUCCUCCAUCACAAGGACGGGCUGUGGUCUCAUUCUGUCUUGCUGCCGGCAGAUACGGUGGUGGAGUGGAAGUUUGUGCUGGUGGAGAAUGGGGGAGUUGCCCGCUGGGAAGAAUGCAGCAAUAGACGCCUGGUGACCGGCCACGAGGACAAGGUGGUUCACGGGUGGUGGGGGAUGCACUGACGCAGUCUACCGAGUGCUGGGCAGGCUGCAGCAGAAAGUGGAGGAGGGUCAGGCUGUGGAGCACACUGAAUAAUUUAAAAUAAAGACAGAGUGACUUUAGCCAUUAGCUGCUGCAAAUUCACAAGUGGCUUUUGUGUAAUGUGCAGAGAUAUCUGUGUAGAAGUGCUUCCAGUGGACACAGAUGUCUUCCCCUGUGGCACUGGCUGAUCCACUUGUGCUCAUGCAUCAUUUCUUCAGGGGUUAGGUCUCCAGAGUGAUUUGACUGAACUUCAGGUGUGGACUCUGGCCAAGGAGCACAAAAACCAGCCAGCCACACAAGUUCAACCUGGAGCCUGUAGGGGCUCCUUUGGCUGAGGGAGUAACGCAAGCCUCAUGAGAAACAGCUAAGGACUGUUUUGAAGCUGAUGAAAUAACUCUGGGCAUGGUGAUACACACCGUCACCCCAGCUACUCUGUAGGCUGACGUGUCAGGAUCUUGAUCCAGGCUAGUCCAGAUAGUGUAGUAAGAACAGACCCAACCCCCAUUUCUCCGGUACUCCCUUAAAAAAAAAAAAGGAAAAAACAGCCUUACAAAAUACUCUUUCCUACAUGCAUUUCCAUAAGGAAUUGUAUGGAUGAAACCACACUGGGUCACAGGGUAUAGCUAAAGCUCUAAGACUCCCCAGUGGUUUUUGUCUGGUUUUACCCAUCAGAUGUGGGUCGAAGGAAGUAUGUUCUUGUCUUACUGAUCUAAUGCUGGUGUAGCAACAGGAGCCUAAUCAGAGCUCAUCAUCAAGGGAGCCGGUUAUGGUGACAGCCCAGGAACAAAGGGGACGCGAAUGGGGGUAGAGUGUGGGCUGAGUGAGGUGGCCUGAAAGUCAUACAAGGGACAGGUCCAGCUGGCUCCCAGAGCGAUGCACCCAUCAUCACUCCAGAGCCCCUUGAGCAUGUGCCUGCUCUCUGCCCACCUCUCCCAGCAGGUCACCACACAGGGACACAGGUCCUAUAGAAGCUGUUUCCUUCUGUCACUGUCUUCCCUCUCCUUUCAUACCUGUAGCCUCAUGGGUGACAAAUUUGUAAAGACAGUGAUAUGGAAGUGUACCAUUGCUCUGAGAAGAAAGAAACACUUAGCUUUAUGUAAAUAAAUAAUAAAACCUGAAUUUUAAUAUCUUUA